Polypterus senegalus (gray bichir) is the source of this 3321-nucleotide messenger RNA. Its product is annotated as butyrophilin subfamily 3 member A2-like. The transcript has 8 exons. The record is from RefSeq and is a predicted model, not a curated record. NCBI's taxonomy places the organism in Eukaryota, Metazoa, Chordata, Cladistia, Polypteriformes, Polypteridae. The coding region runs from base 294 to 1796 and encodes 500 amino acids.
CGUCUCGCGGGAACUGGGAAUCGUUGUCCCGUCCUGGCAAGAGGAGGGCCGUUCAGCAAGCAGGCAAAGUCAGCACGGGGCCUAAAUGAAGGGACAAGGGGCGACCAAAGACUGCAAGUGUUGAGGAGCUGAGACCUGCAGGUCAGGAGAAGAGUUUCAAACUGGUUGGAUCUUUGCAUGUGAAGAGAACGAAACAGAGGAGUGAAACGAGGAACCGAGAACACCAGUCAUUAACCGGCAUUGGGACUCUUUAGCGCACUAUACCUCUAGGGGGCACUGAUACGCUUCAUUGAAUGUGCGGUGGGACACACAGGAAGAUGAAAGCAGUCAAAGAGGACGGGAGAGGACAGUUUGGGGUCAACAUGGAGCCCCUAAUCCUGCUGCUUCAGCUCUUCUGUGUUGCUGCUGGACGUGACCCACUCCAGAUUGACCCUCACAGGGUCUCAGGUUUGUUGGGGAAGGACGUGCGACUCGACUGUACGUUUGACCGCGGCAGGACUCGGGCAGAUCUUCAGAUUCACUGGGACAGAAUUGAGAGGUCAUUGUACAAAAGAGUGCACAGCUACCACAGCGGGCGAGAUGACCUCCACGAUCAGGACGCCGACUAUCGGGGCAGAACGAGUUUAUUCCCAGAGGAUUUCUCCAAUGGCAACGCUUCAUUGCUGAUCUCCAACGUGCGCGUGGCUGACGCGGGCGCAUAUUCCUGCUUUGUUGUUUACCCGAGUGGCCCUGAAGAGCACCGCAAGGAGCUCGUCGUUUUGGCUCCUUACACGGACCCUGAGCUGACCUACGACGAGCUUCUGGACUCUCUGACCUGCAAUUCUUCAGGUGGGUUUCCACUGGCCUCGCUGUCCUGGACCCAUACAAGCGGACAAGACUACACCUCAGCCUCCAGCACUCAGGCCCAUCUGAGUCCUAUGGGGGUGUAUGACAUUCAUAGCACCCUACGAGGAGAUUUCAAAAAGGAGGACAUGUGCUGCUCCAUCUUCAACCGAGACCUCGACGAGACCAAGACGCACUGCUUUGGGCGAGAGACCCCAGGUGCAGGUGCAGCAUCACCAACAUAUUUCGCGCUGCUCGGGGUCUUCUGUGUACUGAUGGCUGUCACGCUGUGUGCGACUCUCGCCGUCUAUUACAGAGACCACCUGCCCCACUCGGUUUGUGUCCACUCGUGGAGGCUUCGCCGUAGAAUCACCAAGUUUUCAUCGCCCGUGACGAUCAAACUGCUCGGCCUGGAAUUCAAUGGGAUUCCCUCCCUGAUGAACUCCUGCGUGUGGGCAUUUAAGAACAAGGGCGACUUUCAGAAUGUGGCCAAGGCGGACAUGGAGGGCGCCGUAAACGGAAAGCCCCUCGAGAUCAAACUGACGGAGUUCAUAACCCUGAAGAAGGAAAAGUUUUUAAAAUUGACAGACAACAAUGGCUUCGAGGACAUGCAGGAGUGCUUGAACAGAUGGAAUGAAGAAGCCAAGACGGAGAAGAGCGUUUUUGUGUUCGUGUACAGGUGUGAUCGGGUCAUGUCUGUAAAACUGAAAAAAGAAAUUGAGCAGCUGCUUAUGGAUCUGACGACUUUAAGUGGUCUGUAUCCUUAUGUCGUCCUCACAUUUAUGAACCGAAAUGGAUCAAAAGCCCUGGAGACCUUUUCCUGGCCAGAAUCGUUGCGGGUUUUCUUUGUCCACAAUUACACCAAGGACGACAAGAAGCGGAGUAGCGCCCGAGACCUCACAUUCCUGGAGUUCCUGCAGGCCUGCAUUGUCAAAGCAGGAGGUGCCGAACAACAGAGGGCACUGAUGCGCUGAGGCCGAGGCCACUUUGGGCAACGACUGCCCCCAGAUGCGGUUUGUUUUACAUUUUCAGUGUCACAUUUGUUUACCCUAAAAUGGGAUUUUUACAAUUCUUAUUUAUUUUGGUCAUAUAAUUGCCAGGGUCUGUUCUGUGGAGGUCUGUUUCCCAACCUAUAUUGGAUCCUCACCCUUUGUCUUAUAAGUGGGCUGCCUGAACAGCAGCUGGUUGUCUGCAGACUCCAACCUUUAGUGUGGGGCCCAGUAACCCGACCCUAGGUGGGCUACACUGCUCUUCAAUUUUGUAUGGUAAUGAGGGUCUAUGAAUACAACCAGGAUAAGGUGAGCAACUCUGUCAACCUGGUUUCCUAAACCCCCAUCUCUACUUGCAAGCCCCCUUGUGGCGUUCUCCUUUAACAAAACGCUCAUCACCCUCCACGGACAUCCUUAACAUGUACACACCAGUUUGAACAGGUUGUAAAGAUGCCUGUAACUUGCACCCCCAAGAAUUGGCUCUCCCCACUGGGCAGAUGCUGGCUAUACUGGAGGAAUUCUCUCUUGGCUGGUUCAGGAAUUCUUGGAAAUUCCAUAAGAGCUGCAAUCUGCUUGGCCCACUGCUGCAGAGACCCUCAUCAGGAGAAUCUUAUGGUUAAGGCAAGGCGGCCCUGUGCAAACAUGUCUGCCUAUGUUCAUUUUUAAUUAUUAUUAUACUGUAUUUAUGUAUUCUUGUUUUUUUUGUGAAAGUGUGUUUUUGAUCACAUUGGUUUCAAGCUGUGGAUGCCUAUUCUGCCAUGUCGCUUGGGUUUGGGGGGGCUGGGUCCUCAGAGAUAAGGGCUCCAGUCACUCUCCAUUGACGGCCUUGCCCGCCCCAGCCCAAUAAAGGCUCAUGGGAAUUGUGCCUGGUGUGUAUUCAGUGCUUGGUUUUUAUUUAUUUUUUCUUUUUAUUGGAUUUUUUGAUUGCUGUGCUCCACUCAAAACAAAUUGUUGUGAGGCCUUAAAAAGCAGACUAGAGUGGCUGGCUUCGGCACACAGCAGGUCGAAAAUGCACUUCUUAAAGAUAUACUUUAACAUCCCAAUUAUAUAAAAAAUUGGGUGGACAGGCAUGUCUGGCCAGCAUACAGAUGACCCCUUACCACAAACCAAGAGGCACGGAGGGGUUCCAGCAGGAGCAGUGGCGGUGGGGAGCUGCAUGCCACCAAAGGCACUGAGUAGAUGACCACAAAAUCUGCUGGAGUAGGCUGUGUCAAGCCGAGUCCCCCACACCUGCAUAUGUUGUCUAUCAAAGCAGAGUGUGGCUCUUUAGAUGGGGGAAGAUUUAAUCACCACCCUGUCGACUGAGCCGUGGAACAGUCACUGCACCACAUUCUCAGCUGGUGUCCAAAGUGAAAAAGGAGAAGAGGAGGCAGAAAGAGAUAAGUAGCUGAACAAUAUUUCCAAAUUGAACCAUGACAAUAAGCUGAAACUCAAAGGCUGCCACAUAACUAGCAAGUAUGGCAACAGCUGCAUUGGGCCCCUACAAUCACACCUAGUCAAAAAAAAAAAA